Messenger RNA from Anolis sagrei ordinatus, 7676 nucleotides. It is a transcript of the gene TSPAN5, whose product is annotated as tetraspanin 5. The record is from RefSeq and is a predicted model, not a curated record. Gene Ontology annotation, cellular component: plasma membrane. Lineage: Eukaryota; Metazoa; Chordata; Lepidosauria; Squamata; Anolidae.
GGCGGGCGGGCGGGCGGGGGCGGCUCGAGAGAGGCCACCUCCAUGCGGCGCCUCGGAGGCUGCCUGGCGGUGCUUCCCUUCAGGGAAAGGUUGGCCGGCUAGCCAGCGGGGGCCUUGUCCUCCUAGUCCUCCCUCCCUCCCCUCCUGAAGCCUUUCUCUGCCUUGGCUGCUCAUCCCCCCCCCCUCCACACACACACACACACACACACAGAAGGGGGGCCCUGGCUGCCAGUCACGGGUCUUCAUGAACCCUAAGGAUGUCCGGGAAGCACUACAAGGGUCCUGAAGUCAGUUGUUGCAUCAAGUAUUUCAUCUUCGGCUUCAAUGUGAUCUUCUGGUUCCUGGGAAUAGCAUUUCUUGGAAUUGGACUUUGGGCCUGGAAUGAAAAAGGAGUGUUGUCCAACAUCUCCUCCAUCACUGACUUGGGAGGAUUUGAUCCAGUUUGGCUUUUCCUUGUGGUUGGAGGAGUGAUGUUCAUUUUGGGGUUUGCAGGAUGCAUUGGAGCUCUGCGGGAGAACACCUUCCUUCUCAAGUUUUUCUCAGUAUUCCUGGGAAUUAUCUUCUUCCUGGAACUCACAGCCGGUGUUCUGACAUUUGUUUUCAAAGACUGGAUCAAGGACCAGCUGUAUUUCUUUAUCAACAACAACAUCCGAGCAUACAGAGAUGACAUUGAUUUGCAAAACCUCAUUGACUUCACUCAAGAAUAUUGGCAAUGCUGUGGUGCCUUUGGAGCAGACGACUGGAAUCUCAACAUCUAUUUCAACUGUACGGAUUCCAACGCCAGUCGAGAGCGCUGCGGGGUCCCCUUUUCCUGCUGCACUAAAGAUCCUGCUGAAGAUGUCAUUAAUACUCAAUGUGGCUACGAUGCCAGGCAAAAACCCGAAGUUGAUCAGCAGAUUGUUAUUUACACAAAAGGCUGUGUCCCUCAGUUUGAGAAAUGGCUUCAAGACAACCUCACUAUAGUGGCUGGCAUAUUCAUUGGGAUUGCAUUGUUGCAGAUAUUUGGGAUAUGCUUGGCUCAGAACCUGGUUAGUGAUAUUGAAGCUGUCCGAGCCAGCUGGUAAACUGGCUCACCCCAAGUGGCACAAGACGCUGGACAAUUAAACCUCAACUCUUGGAAGACUCCAUUGUGUCCUGUGGACACACCACUAUAUGGAAAUGGGUAACAGGGAAAUCUCGAGUUCUCAGAUAGUUGGAACUGCAUGGGACCCUUGUUCAUCCCAGAGGGAACAGCUUCAGCCUCAUGCUUGCUAGUGAGAGUUUUUGGAAAAAGCUCCCUUUUCAAAUGUUUUGAGCCAUGUAUCUCUACUGUAUUCAUGCCCAAGUAAAGUGGCAGAUGCUCCUUUCUUCUUUAUUUCGGUGGUAAAGUGACUGCUAUCAGUGGGACCAGAGUCAGGACGUAAUUUAGUGGGGCAUGUUGUUUAUUCUCUGUGUGAGAAGCUUGUCAGACACAAGACAGUUUCUUCCUCUCUUCAGUGCACACCAAAGGAGUGGUGUGUGUGUGUGUGUUUUUAACAGACAAAGAGACCAGCAAUCCUUCUGGGGGAAAAAAAUCACCAAACAGAAAACCACUUUGUACAUCUUGGCCAUUUUGCUUACCAGCCAGAAAUAAUCAGCCUACCAAAACAAAUCCAACAUUGGCUCUGUAAUGCCCUCUAUUGGGGAAUAAUAACUUUAAUUCUUUUUAGGCUUCUUGGAGUCUUAUUUCCAAAAGGGAUAGAAUUUUGAGAUCUUUAUCAGCAAGUUUAAGGAGAAGCAUCAAAGUGUGGUUGUUUUGCACCAUGGUUGGCAAUGUGUAAUGUGAGAAAAGAAGUGAAUGGCAAGGUUUGAGAAUGAAAAGUGUGCUGAAUCUAAAAUGAAUCCAAACUCAGAAUAUUCCAAACUUCGUGGGCAAAAUUGUGGAUCUCAUGUUAGGCCAGCAUUUUGCAAAUGUAUAAGAUGCCCCGCUGAAGCCCUUCUAGGAGGAUAUUUCGCCCAACUUCUGCAUGUAAUGGCUAUAAUAUUUUGGGAUCUGUUCAGUGUGAUUGUUUUGGAUAUUCAUUCUACAGAGGCUUCCAGUUACAAUGUGGUUAUUUAUUAGUGCAAAAGUGGAUUCAGCUAUGACCAUUUGCAUCUCUUUAUUUUGCAGCUAGAUUGUACCACUUGCUUCUCUCUCUUUUUUGUGCGUCUUUCCCACUGAUUUGAAAAUAGUAACACCUUUAUUUAAAAGAUUUAUGAGGUGCGUGAAAUAACCAUUUGAUUUUGAAAGAGGUGAAAACACUAGAACUUGGGAAGAACUGCAGUAGAAACCUCUUUAGAACUGUAAUCCUCGAUACUCUUUCUUCUCUCUGUUUUUCUUUUGAGAAAUGUUUCAUUGAGACUGGUUGGUGUUAAUUCUAGUGAAUGUCUCAGGGGUUUGGUUGCUGGUGUUCAUAUUUGAAUUAGGUAGCAGUGAAAAUGCAAAGCUGACAGUGCCUUCUGUUGGAAGAACUGCAUUGAGCUUUUCUUAUCUAGGGGACGGAGUCUGGUAUAAUCUCAUUGGGCAUGUGGGAGAAUUCAUAGUGUCUUAUCAGUCUGUAGCAAGGAACAUGUGAUAGAGUAGAACAUGUUUUACAAAUCCAGAUAUUACCGGAGUGCAUAGCUGUGGAGACAAACUGAAUCUGGGAAGAAGACAGAUGCAAAUCGAAACCAAACUGUGCACCUUCUUGCAAACCAUCCUCUCAUUUUAGUGAACAGUUGACAGUGUGAAUGAAUGCCUUCUCCAAAAGCUUCCAUUUUCUAUUACUAUUUAAAGAAUUAAGCAUUCCAGAUACACUUACCUCAUUCUUAAAGAGACCCUGGUUAUGACUGUUGGAAACUGUUUGUGCUUUUUGGAGAUGGUCUACCGAAUCCGGCUGCAAUGCCGUUGGCUCUGAAAAUGGCAAUUUCAAACUAAUCUCAUGGGCAGCAUAGUUUGCUGAUCCUUGUUCCUUUCAGUAGCCCAUCUUAGCAUUGUUUGGGAGGUUGCUGAAGUGAAGGGAACAGAAUUUUUGCCUCGAAGUGUCAGAAAAAGAAUGCAACACUGUGGGUUCAAAAAUGUUGGAAGAGCCUAGAAGCAGGGCAUUUGACGUGCAACACUAAACAACCCAAGAUGUCAAGAGAGACUGUGCAACUAUGUUAAAGGAACAUUCCUUUUUCUGUUUCUGCUGCUAUAUGUUUUAGAAGAUGAACUUCCAUGCUUUUGCUUGAAUAUUUACAGCUUUGUUAUGAUGAACCGCUGACUUGUGUUGUUCCUUACCACGGCUUAUUUGUCUCCUAUUGCAAAGACUGAGUUUCUCCUGUCAUUUGUAACUAGUGUUACUAUGUCAUAUUGGUCCUAAGAGUUGUCUUGUUGAUUCCAGAGAAGGGUUAGACUCAAAACAGCUAGAAUAAUGUUAGCUAUGUCCAAAAAUUGUCGGUAGUGUUGUUUGCAUGAGCAAUGUCUGUAUUUUGCUGGCUCCUGAAAGAAAUUCAAAUCUAUUUUUAAGUAAGAAAAAUCUUUGUUUUUCUCCUGACUAAUACCGUUGUUUCUGAUUGUUAAACAAUUUAAGUUGUUGUAUUUUCUUGUAGUUUUUAUACCACCUUUUAACAGUUUGUUCAGAUCUCAUAGGUCCAGCAUCACUGGGCCAGCAUUUGUCCCUGAUAUUGAAGUUGCUGUUUCCCACUCAAACCUGGAUUACCAGCUGUCCAAAUGUAGACUUCUUAAAAAGGUCUUAAACUAACUGAAUCCACAGACUGAAAAUGGGAAAUUUCACACAUCACAUAUUAGGCUAAAUAAACAAGCAAUUGCCAGCCAAUUACUGAUUUUGGUGGGCCGUUUCUGAGUACUGGGAUGGAAUAUGUGAAUAACGCAACUUUUAAAGUUACCUUUAGUAACCCACUCGUUUCCACAUGGACCGAAGUUAUUGUUGCCAUGAUCAGGUGGAAAAUUGUAAGUGGUGGAGGAAGGGGAGCUGGGCAGAUCAUUUCCUAUCCUGCAUAUUGUUUUCUCCCUUGUUUUGUAAUCUCCCCUCCCUUUAACGCUUAAGAUAUAAAAGUUCAAGAGUCUUCUCUCCUGAAGACUUUUUAAUUGAAUUGUGAUCGAAAUUUGUGGCAGCUGAGAGAAAAGGACAGAGGAGGUUCUGGAGGCCAUAAAUGGUCUGAACCAUUUAUGUUUAAUACUCUGAUAUUCCAGCGUAUAUCUCAGGCAUGGUGCACCUAGUUCUCCUAAGUCAGUUCCUCAAACUUUGCAGCAUGUUAGGUUUGGUCUUUAAUGUCUGAACGUUCCUAGUUAUUUUAAUGGCCCUUCUUUACCUCUCUCUCAGUUUGUUUUCUUUCUUGCAAAACAAAAAUAAAAGCUCAAGGUAAAAAAAAUGCUCUGCUUCAAGUGAUGCAAGUAUACUCACCCACACAUUUGUCUUCUAAAUGUGGAAAAUAAAGGAAAUUCUUUGCUUCCUGGUUGGUUCAAGAGAAGCCUUUAAAAAAUUAAAUGCAUCAGAAUAAUUAUAUAGAUGGUUAAGUUAGCACAUGUCAAUGCAUUGCCCACUAACUUGCUCAAAUCUCUUAGAAGCUCAACACAGUUGUAUUUGCUGGAUGUGUGUGGUCACAUUUGUGGAGUGAUUGAAUGAUCAAUCUCAUGUUUCAAGUCACAAAGCCAUUUUUAGUCCUGCAAAUAGUAGCUAAGUGUCCAUAUUGUGUUCUUCACUAUGCAUUUCUGUCCUGGACCAGCAAGAGCUCUCUAGAGUUUUCUUGUUGUUUUAAUAUUUUGCUUAAAUAAUUGCAGGGUUUAAAUGUUCUGUAUUGCCCGUGCUGAGUGAACCAUCUUGGUCCAUGUUUCCUAGCUUAUUCUAUCCCUUGUAAUUUGAAGCUGUGGAACCCCCUCACUGCUUUUUAGGGGGUUUGAUCCUUUUUCUGUUCUCUGAACUGAUUCUUGCUUUCUUUUCUGCGAAAUGCUAUAUGUUUGUUGUGAGAUGAAGACUUGGGGACUUGGCUUUUGCUAGGUUCUAUCUGGUGUGUAAAUAGUAUUUGAAAUGUAAAUAAGUAGCAUGCAAAUGAACUGAUCUGUGCACAGGAUUGUGAUUCAUCAUAAAUAUGUAUUUAUACUGAAAAGGAUGUAUGAGCAGUUUGCCUGUCCGUUAUAAAACUUAAAAGCUUUACAUAUCUCUUGGUUCAAAUGUGGAAUGCUUUAAUAGCCUACCAUCUAGCGUCUGCCUGGCAAAACUGCAGUUUGAGAAAAAUGGUAAGAACAGCCUGCAGUUUUUCAUGAUGUUCAUUCAAGAGCUGCUUUGUAUCUCUUCUUUUCCUACCUGCUUUGUACAAUGAUUUAUCUUACUUAGCUGCUGAAACUACAGGAACUUCAUUGACUACUGCGUUGUCCUGAAACUAAAUAUCAUAUCUUCGCUGGUCACAUUUACCAAAGACAGCUGAAGAGAGUGCAUGUGAAUGGGACUAUAUGAGGCUUGUUUUCCAAAAUUCUUGUCUGCUUAAUGGUCAGAAUGUCAAGCACAAAUUGAUAAAUAAUGGAUAGAUCCAUCCGGCCACGUUGUCCAUUCUUCUCAACCUCACUUGAGCGGGCAUUCACAAAUGCGCUUUGCUCACUUCCAUGUUUUACUGCGUUGUAGUAGGCAUGAUCCUUAGAAUAACUGGAGUGGCACUGGUUUUGUUGGAUUUAACAGUGUUGCAUGUUAUAAUGCCACUGCACCUUUUAAAUUCUCCAUCCUUUUAUUUCCACAGUGCAGAAAUUAAGCUCAUAAAGAUCAUUAAGAGGAGCCUUAUUGCCCUAAUUAAGAGGACUUUCUGUCAUAGAAGCAACAAGGAGAUCUGUGCAGGUUCAUUUUGGGGCACGUUCGAGGCCAUGUUACACUGAAUUAUCUUCAUUCCUUCAAGAAAGUCCUACUGUUGAGGCAGGCUAUCUAACUGUUGGAUUGUUUUUAAGUCUGUGCAUGCCACUUGUUUAGGAACAUCUGUUGCUAAGUUCCCUCGGGAGUUUAAUGCCAAUUCUUGAUGCUUUCAAGCAUCAUAAGUUCUCAAAUUUAUUUAUAUAAAAUAUAAUGUAAUAGUAUGCACACACAUUCUCUAGUAUUUUAAUCUUCCUUAACUAGGGUAUGUCAACAUGACAUUUCUAAAUGUCCGUUUUCUUGUCUGGGUGUAACCACUUCUUUUCAUAUAUCUUGCUUUAUAAUCCAUUUUUAUUUUCAGUGUUGAUACAACUUUUUCAUGUGUUGCUGCAGAUAAAUUACUCCCAUAGUUUGUGUGUGGAGGAAAAUAAUAUAUGAAAGCUAGUUUUCAGACUUGACAUGAAAAGUGAGGUAUAAUACUCAAAGUGGAGUUAGUGACAAAAUCAUCUCCCCUUUUUCUCCCUAGAGUGCACUGUUUUUGAACUGAAAAGGUAUAUUUUCCUUUACGGUUGAUGUGUCAACAUCUUCUGGGACAGUCUUAGGUAUUUGCAGGUCCAGCUCUUGAUCCAUGACAAGGCUUUCUUUGGAGAUUUUGCUUUUGAUGAAGACAACCCUGGAUGAGUCGACAAACACGUCCCUCUUACAGAAUUUCAGUCUUCCUCUCUUUCUGGCAUGGUAUGGCUAUUCCACCAUCCAGGUAAAUUGUAUUACUGGUGAAGGAGGUCUUCAGCAUUAGUAAGAAUUGAGAUGGCUCCUAAAGCCCUGCUUUUUUUUGUCUUCUGCCUCUUCUUGGUAUUUGCAGGUAUCACAGGGCCAAGAAGAGGGGUCCAUUUCAGGACCUUAUGUGAUACCUUAGAAUCUCCUUAGCCAUGGGGGAGCAUUAGGGUCGGUUUUAUCUGUGUAAUGUGCUGAAACUGUAUAGAGGUAUGUGUGCAUGUAUCUGCACAUGGGUGUCUACACACUCCAAUAAGUUUAAGGGUCUGUUAAAGUUCAGCAUCAGUCACACUGGACCACAGUAGAAACUCUUUAGGAGUGCGAAUGAUGAUAAAAUAAACUCUACUUGUAAGUGUCUCACUACAUAGUAUGUGCCUAGCAAAGAUGAACUUGAAACAAGUGUUCCGUUCACAGUCAUACUUUAAAACAAGGUGUGACAUGGUCUGGUCUAUGACUUUGACUAGUUCUUAAUACUGACUUAAUUUCCAAGUAUGUUUCUUCCCUAAAUCGUUGCAUGUUGUGAUUAAGGACACUCACUGUAAUUAUCAUGGUGUUGCGUUUUUAAAUUUUCUUUUUAUAUGAAUGUAUUCUCCUGUGUUGAAAGUCUUGUAAAUUGCGAAAUUGAUUGUAAAAGCCAAUUACACUUAUUGAUGAUGGAAGGUAUUGUUAUAACAGAAUUGCAUGCCAGUACAGUUUGGCAGAAAUUGUGUUGUCUCAUUGCCAGUUGGUCACGCUUGGUCUAGAAAUGGAUAUACUAUUUUGCUUACCUGUCAUCUCAUCUUUGCAUUAGAGUAUGGUAUAUUGUUGCCCAUGCAGAUUUCAGUGGAUGUAACUGGACUUAUACAUGAAGUCAAUACAACUUCUUUGUGUCAGUUUUUAAAGUGUUGACAGUGGUCUUCUUCAUGCUCUCGUACCUUUUUUUUUAAUAGAUGAAAUUGGUAGGAAUGUUUUAAUACUUUUAUUAUGGACAACAUAGUUUUACUAGUUGUGCAGUAUUCUGUAUUUUACUUGAAGUAAAUCAUUUUAUAUGCAAUUUGUUAGUAUAAAAUUACAGUUUUAUAAAUAAAAUUGAGUGACAUCUUGUGUCUA